AAUUUUAUCAGUUAUGUCAUCUAUUCAACGCAAUAUUCGCUCGUAUGACGCAGAUGUUGAAUGUCAUAAGAUUUCAUAUUGUCUAUAAUGUUGUACAAGUGUACACCCAAAGAUUUAAUAUGGAGUUGGACGACAAAUCAAAUGAUUUAGAUAAAUUGAUUCGAGCACAUGAGCGGUGUUUGGCCGGUCUGGAAGAGGGUCUCUUCCUGACUGAAGAUUGUAAGGAUAUUCGAACAUUGAUAGCGUCGUUAUGUGAUCUGAUUUUUAGAGCAGCGCAAGAGUAUAGCAAAUUUGAUGUAGAGGUUGCGAACUGUGUGAGCGCUGUUCAGUUGACAUCGAGCGUUUGGUGCGGAAAAGAUAUGAGUGAAACGGCACGUUUUGAGAUAGAAGAGGAUCGCAUUCGGGUGGAGGAGACACUGCAGAGCCUGAACUCGGAGUAUUCAGUGCUUGCGCGCAAUAUAAACGAUAAAUUU
Molecule: messenger RNA, 473 nt
Organism: Anisakis simplex (herring worm)
Lineage: Eukaryota; Metazoa; Nematoda; Chromadorea; Rhabditida; Anisakidae
Source: the annotation of a GenBank genome assembly